Tachysurus vachellii is the source of this 7467-nucleotide messenger RNA. RefSeq names its product pleckstrin and Sec7 domain containing 3, like (gene psd3l). Gene Ontology annotation, biological process: regulation of ARF protein signal transduction. NCBI's taxonomy places the organism in Eukaryota, Metazoa, Chordata, Actinopteri, Siluriformes, Bagridae. The transcript has 17 exons. The record is from RefSeq and is a predicted model, not a curated record. The coding region runs from base 307 to 4182 and encodes 1291 amino acids. Gene Ontology annotation, molecular function: phospholipid binding; guanyl-nucleotide exchange factor activity; protein binding.
GUCAUGUCCAGUGCUUGUAAACUGGUGUGCAUGAGCGUGUAGACGGAGAUGUAACGGAGCUCUAACGUUAAACGAGGCGAACUAAUAUGGCAGUGAACAUGAUCACAAUGCGGGAUUUAACACUGCAUCCAUCUGAACACAUUUCACUAAAUCACAGCACGUCUCAGCACCAGUACAGGAGAACAGCCGGAGUGUGAGAGGACUGUACAAGCACAACCAGUAGUAACCUCCUAGGUUAGUCUGGGAAAACCUGUGCGCUUCUGCUCCCUCCCCAUUGCACUAAGAGACUACACUCCCAUUGAGGAAAUGGGAGAUCAUCAUCAGGUCAAGACUUCCUUCCUUUUUAUCCAACUGCAGUCACCCUCCAGGGCUCAGCAGUGCCAACCUUCUGCUAAAUCUGUGAGCUUGGUCACUCCAGAGGACGUAUCAUCAGCCACAGCAGCUGCAGACACAACACAACCUUCAGUCGGAGACCUAGAGAGCACCUACAAAAGGGAAGAUGAAAGUAUAACUGUUUAUAAGGAUGCGACAAAUGACAACAUAUUACUGAGUGAAGAUAGUAAACCUAUACGAGAGGAAUCACCUUCACCACUAUUUGCUGAUGGGAUUACAGAAAAGAGCUAUUUCUCAAAUUCAACAAUAGAUAACAAACUGGCUAACCAAGACACCAAUUCAUCAUCAAGCUCUGAAUGUCUAAUAGGAAAUGUGUUUCUAAUGAAAACAGAUUCUCAGGAGUGCUUGAGUUGUGAAUUCACCAAAUCCCUAAAUUCAGUGUCUGAGAAGGAUAACUCUGUUGAACACUCUGUUGAGUUCAUUUGGCCCUUGUGUCAGGACGGUCCUGAAACCAUGAGUGAAGCGAUUCAGUCUCCAUCGCUGGGGAAUUUUCCCAGAUCUUCUUUUGGUCCCAGAGUGAGUUUCCUCUACCCGUCAACAGAAUCUGACUCCCUGAACAAGACUACACCAUGUAAUCCAGAUCCGAGCCCAACGCCCAGUGGAGUGCCUCCAGCUUGCGCACCAACCUCUACUUUUCUGCCGAGCACACAUCAGCCAUCGCACAGCAGCUGGGUGCACAGUGCCAAGCACAAGGAGGAGGCUGCUGCUCAAGAAAAAACACACACUGCGCCGAGCCCGAACACAGAGAGGACCACUUUUGUUUCAGCUGUCAUCAAGAGGUCCUCAGUGCUCUGUGGGGAUGUCUGGAAAGCAGCAUACAGUUCUUCUGAAGUGACUUCUGCUAUGGAAAAGUCUUCUGAAAUCCCUUCUCUGGCUGGAGGAGCAGGAAAACCAAACCAAAUUAUUACACUGACUACAGAAUCUCUGCACACUGAUACAGCACCAUCAACCAUGCUUCGGUCUGCAGCACCUGAAAAGGCCGAAACGUUUGUUUGGGUCAACGGCUCCUCCUCGCACGCUCAGAUCGUCGCCAAGGCCAAGUACGAGUUUCUGUUCGGAAAGACACCCGACUCGAGUUCUCCAGACACCGCCUCUACACCUGACUCAACACCCCAGCUGGAGGCCAACGUCAGCACAACCCCUGACCCCUCCAUCCAGGAGGAUGAGCUUGACGAGGUGUCACUCUUUCAGGAGAUCGACAGGGAGCUUGCCGAGCUGCUGAGCGGCCUCACGGCCCAAGCCCGGCAUGCUGCGGCGACCGAGCAGAGCAGCCAAUCGGGAGACACCACUUCAGACAUGAUCCCCUGUAACGGGACGGCUCCUUCUCCUCCGGGCACAGCCGAUCACGGCCCAGAGCUACAGAACUGCACCUCAGACUCCAGGCAGUCAGAAAAUCUGAGCAACGUGAUGUUCGACUCGUGGUGUGAGGCACUGAUUCAGAACCCGAGCUCAGCUCAGGAGCUGCACUGCGCGAACCCGGCUCAUGGCCCAGACACCAGGAAUGCAACUACAAGCCAACAUAAACCUGCACCAGUGCCCACUAUGGAAAAGAAGGAGGGAGGCGAGAGCGGAGACUCGCCACCAAGGCUUCUGGAUACCUCACUGGAUGAGUCCAGCAAAAUCCUGGCGGAGAUCCCCGGCAUCUUCAGUGCCUUCCUGGACGGGGGCAAAGCACGGGAGAAACCCCAGAAGAUGCUGCGCUUUGUGGAGGACCAGGCUGUCGGAGACGUUUUCCUGAAUGGAGAGGCUGAAGAGACGAAACAGACAACUCAGGACAUGGAGAAACCUUCUCAGGACAACACACUUCAGACCGCCGUGCCGGUGGUGUGUGUUACUGAAGUGAAUGAAAAAAGCUCAGCCAGUAGGUGUGUAGAGGGCAGAGCCAGCCAAAGUGAGGAAGCCACAGACAUGUUCAGCAGUCAGUUCGAGAGCAUUCUGGAGUCGGAGCGGCUGUGCGUUACACUCUACAGCAGCCUGGACUCGCUGGACGCUCUGUCUUCCUCAGCUGACGAGACAGAUGCACAGGCUGAACCAGCGCCCACACACCGGGUCGUAGAGAUGCCCCUUACGCCCAUGAUCCAGCAGCGGCUGAAAGAGAGCGCGCUCUUUAUGGAGGCUAGUAGCAGGCAGGAGGAGGUGCUGAGCGUCAGUGCAACCGAGAAGAGUGGGAAAGCCGCCCUGGAGAUGACCUCCUCCUUCCUGAACACGGAGCUGGAUGGUGGACACACAGAUGGCGCUCUGGCCAAUGGCAUGAUGGGGAAGGACACAAGAGAUUGGCUGCGCAGCUGGACAAGCAGCGAUGAGGGGUUGAAAGACGUGCUGUCAGACUGGGACUUGGACAUGGGCAGCACCGAACGACAGAAGGACAGUGCGGACACGAUGAACAACGGGCACCGCAGUGACCAGGAAGCAGCACGACGCCUGGCGCGCCGCCUUUACCACCUGGAGGGCUUCCGACGCUCUGACGUCGCCAAGCACCUGGGCAAGAACAACGACUUCAGUAAGAUGGUUGCCGAAGAGUACCUCACUUUCUUUGAAUUCACAGGGAUGACGUUGGACCAGUCGCUCAGAUCCUUUCUCAAAGCUUUUGCACUAAUGGGUGAAACCCAGGAACGAGAGCGGGUUUUAAUCCACUUUUCUAAUAGGUACCAUCGAUGUAACCCCACCAUCCUCACCUCACAAGAUGACGUGCAUUGCCUUACAUGUGCUUUAAUGCUGCUGAACACUGACCUUCAUGGACAGAAUAUUGGGAAGAAGAUGACGUGCCAGGAAUUCAUCAACAACCUGGACGGACUGAACGCAGGACAAGAUUUCCCCCGAGAUCUACUCAAGGCAUUGUAUAACUCAAUCAAGAACGAGAAGCUGGAAUGGGCAAUUGACGGGGAUGAGUUGAAGAAAUCGCUGUCGGAGCUCGCAGACACCAAGAACGACAACACUCACACCAAGAGCAUCAGCAGGAUCAGCAGCGGCAGCAACCCUUUCCUGGAUAUCGCCCAUGACCCCAAUGCUGCUGUUUACAAAGCAGGCUUUCUGGCCAGGAAAAUCCACGCUGACAUGGAUGGCAAGAAAACCCCUAGAGGAAAGAGAGGCUGGAAGACAUUUUAUGCUGUUCUCAAAGGCAUGAUCCUGUAUUUACAGAAGGAUGAGUUCAAACCAGAGAAGGCCCUGUCUGAGGAGGACCUGAAGAAUGCCAUCAGCGUGCAUCAUGCCCUGGCCAUAAAGGCUGUAGACUACGAGAAGAAGCCCAACGUGCUAAAGCUGAAGACAGCCGACUGGAGAGUCUUCCUCUUCCAGGCCCAGAGCCCUGAGGAGAUGGAGUCUUGGAUCAGAGUCAUCAACUCGGUGGCCGCCAUGUUUUCCGCGCCCUCUUUCCCUGCCGCCAUCGGCUCACAGAAAAAAUUCAGCCGCCCGCUGCUGCCAGCCUCGACCACCAGGAUGUCACAGGAGGAGCAGCUGAAGUCGCACGAGGCCAAGCUGAAGCAUAUCUCCACAGAACUAGCUGAGCACAGGUCCUACCCUCCAGACAAGAAGGUCAAAGCCAAGGAGAUUGACGAGUACCGCCUGAAAGAGCACUACCUGGAAUUUGAGGAGAACCGUUACGAGAUGUACGUGAAGCUGUUAAAGGAUGGAGUGAAGGAGCUCCUGACUGCUAAAGAGAACGAUGCUGCUCUGAAGAAAUCCCAGUCCAGCCCACACCUCAACCAGGAGUCCCAGCCGGCCGCGGCCAAAAUCAAGCGCAACACGUCCGAGAGGAAGGACUACCGUCCCGAGACGCCCAAAGUCACAUAGGCGGCGUGUCUCCACCCCUCUUGAGAACAAGAGCCAUUCUUCACAACAUGUGAAUAUAUUUUAAUGUAAUUUAUUAUCUGCCACUGUUGUAAACGGAAAACUGUUGUGUAAAAUGUAAUUGAAUUGAUACUCGUCCUCUUUAGAUCGACUGGUGCUCGUGUAGCUGUUUGUAGGAGACAUUACUUACAUCCGUGUGGUCCUUUAAUUUCCUUUCAGUGUCAUUGUUGCAGUUGUCAUUGUCGUGAUGAGAGGGCGGUUUCCUGACGAGGCGCUCACUCCAUUUGUUCCCGCCGUGUCGCGUCUCGACACUCGGUUUGCCUUUCCCUGGAGAGGAGUAGUGCUUUCCCGCCUACAGUUUAGUGCCGAUCUCCACAGCAGUUUCUUUGUGCAUACAGUAGGCAGUAGACGUGUUCUUUCUCUGAAGGUCAUUUUAGUACGGAAAUGAAGUGAACGUUCGCGCCGCAGUUUAUAGGCAAGAAAAAAGGCUUCCAGAGAGAACGGACAGGAGACUUGAAUGCUUUCUUACAGAAACGUUCUCUUAGGACCUCUGAGAUCUUUAUUUUUUCAUUGCAGUGAUGCAUCAGGAUGUAAAUACAGGAAUGCAGUGCAUCAGGUCAUGAACAACAACUCAGUGCAGUUAGCCGUUUAAUUCUUUCUUACUAUAGCAAAACAAAGAGAUACGUGGAUCUCUCUCUGUCUCACACACACACACACACACACACACACACACACACACACACACUCUGUCUCUCUCUCUUUCUCAGACACACACUCUGUCUCUCUCUUUCUCAGACACACACUCUGUCUCUCUCUUUCUCAGACACACACACACACACUGUCUCUCUCUUUCUCAGACACACACACUCUGUCUCUCUCUUUCUCAGACACACACACACAUUCUGUCUCUCUCUCUUUCUCAGACACACACACACUGUCUCUCUCUUUCUUAGCCACACAUACACACACAAUCUGUCUCUUUCUCACACACACACACAGACUCUCUCUCUCUCUCUCUCUCUCUCUUUCUCUCUGUAUAUUGUACCAGCAUGUUACAGCAGUUUAGAAAAGUAAAAAAAAAAAAACAGCCAGUUUGUUAUUUUAUAAAGGUAAACCUGAGGUACUUAACAGCGACCCUAAGUUGAGUUGUAUUUACAGAACACGGCUUUUCAGACUUGCGGAAUGAUGUCCAUCAUUACUGCAGACAAGCCAAUUAUUUUUUUAAACUCUUUAAAGUAAAAAAGUAUUCUGCUUUUUUUUGCGUAGUGUAAAUGCCAAUGCUCCUUUAGUGUAUUUUAUAAUCUUAUAUAUUUGGAUUUAUAAUUCUCAGUUCAGGACAUUAUUGUUGUAAAGAUGAAAUUAGUAUUUAUAGUGCACUUUAUGACUUAGUUCUUCUGUUUGAGUAUUUAGAGCUUUAUAAAAAAAAAAACAGUAGUGAUGCGUUUCUCGGCUACAUCACCGGUUUUUUCAGGCCAUGUAGAUCGUGUUUAGCUUAUUUGAAGGUACUGAGCUGAAUGUACGUUUAUUUCUCCGUCAGCUCGAGCUGUAAGCGUGUUAGUUUGUCAGUGGUUUUGUAGUUUUGCCCUUAUAGGUAGAUCGUGCAGAGACGAAGGCUUUUUGGAGGCUGUUUUUCGAUGCUGUAUAAAGAGGAACGAUCGCCUUCGAUAACGUCGCUCUCGAAUUUUUUAAGCCGUCGCUGUUUUCAUUUUAAAAGGAUGGAACACUAUGAUGAACACAUUGGACUCUUCCAUUGCUAAUUGCACAAGUUUUCAAUGGCAGAACUGCAUCGUUUUCACUCGUUGAAGGUUUGAAUUGAAUUCAUUCGCGUGUUGAAUAGAAGUAUAGUCAGUUUAAAGAUCUCUUGAGUUAGUUUAUGCAAAUCCCUCCAGUCAUAAACGAUGUUUACUUGAACUAUACGUAUUGAUAUAUAUAUGUAGGACACUUUAUUUUGAACUCUGUUUAGGUUUUUUUUUUUUUAUUAUUGUUUAUGUACUACACAUAUGGAAUGAUGAAUGUGAGCAGUAAAGUUUUAGCUAGGAUAUUUACAGUUUAUUAUGGCAAGCUGACUUACGUACGACUGCUACACAGUACGCUCGGUUAUUAGCAUUUAUUUCUGCUCAUACCACUAUUUUUAACCAACAGUGAGGAUUUUAAUAUAUAAGCACUUAAUAUUUACUUGCAGCUUUCUGCUUUCACUUUUCGCUAGGUAAAGUCCAGCAUUUUAAAAAAGGUUUCUCCUACAUUUUGAGACAUGAACAUGAAGAGAUUACCAUCCUUCAUAUCGCUCAUGUACGACUGCAUGUACUGACCAAAAUGGUUUCCCUUGUCGAUAGAGAAUAGUUUUAUUUCAGUGGCUCUCUUUUACCGUAAAUAAGUGAAUGUUUCUUGGUAAAUAAAUUCUGCUAGGAAGAUGACGUGAGGAGGACACAAACAGACUGAAAUGUACAGUACAGUUAAAAGACAAACACGUCUACAUGUUCAUUUUAAAUGUCAUUUUCAACACAUCUGUUGCAGGAAUUUUUUGUUUUGUUUGUUUGUUUUUUUUUAAUUACAGUUGUAUCUAAAUCCACCAACACCAACUUCAAGUAAUAAUCCAUAAUAUUUCAUUUUAUUCAAACUGGAAUGUAUAAAACUGGAUGGCGUACAUUGAGAGGUCACUAAGGUUGUUGAAUAGACUUUAUUGCCUUAUAAAAAUUCUUAAAUAGCUCCAAGCUUUCGUCAGUUUGCUGUAGCAAACCUCGUGAUAAUCUUGUAGUCGAGCCAUGUCCAGAUCAGAGUGGACUGGAGACCAAAGCAUGACCCAAUUAAAACAGACAAUUGGUAGGAUUUAUAAUGGUUGGACAGGACGGGGAUCAGGAGAGGGUUAAGAUUUGGGUUGCUGGAUGCCAUUGUGACAAGGCUGAGUAUAACAUUUAACAUGGAUUAAUAAACUCUAUUCUCUUGUCAUAUGUGUUGGGAUGGAAUCGGAGAGUAGCUGACUGUACAGUACAUACUCAUGCCUCAGUAGACAGUGAUGCACCUUAGCUUUCUGAUGGUCUGUUUGGUCUCCAACCACCAGGUAGAAAUCUCUCUCAAAGCUGUGAUCUUGUACAAUCCUUUAACUCUGUAAAUGCUGUUCAAUAUAACUGUUGCCCCGUGUUCAGAGGAUUUCACUUUUUCCGCUCGUUCAAGUAAUCUCUCUUGGCACAAGAGCGUGUCUUACGCCCUGUAGCCAAGAUCAGGGACACAGUGCUGGUGUCAUACAAACUGUAGACGGUUUCAGUGAAUAAAAUACAGUAUUUAAUUCAA